UCUUGAAAGCAAUUCAAGUGAAUUACAAUAAUCUAGAGGUUCAAAUACAGCCUGAAAUUCUUUCAUUGAAAUCCCUGUCCUUCCUCGCACUUGGUUCGAACAAAGGUUUGACCAAUGUGACAGGGGCAAUGAAGAUACUGAUGGGUUGCAAACGUCUCGUAUUCCUUUCCUUGGGAUCUAGUUUUUUAGGUCUUGGAUCUGAGUGGCAACAGAAUCACAGGCUCAAUUCCAAGUUGGCUGGGGACUCUUCCAAGGCUGCAAACUCUACUACUGGGCUUCAACCAACUUUCUGGAGAAUUUCCAAAGGAAUUGUGCACACUACCUAUGUUAGUAUCUGGACAAGCUGCAGCUCAAGUAGGUCGUUUUUAUCUUGAACUGCCUGUCUACUACCAACCUAGUGCUGAUGCAGCAACAAAACAAAUAAAUUAUAUAUUUUUUGACCCAGUUAUAUACCUUAGUCACAAUUGCCUUAGUGGGAAUAUACCUAUUGAGAUUGGACAACUGCAGCUUCUCCAAGCGCUGGAUCUUAGUGCUAACAACUUCUCUGGCAACAUUCCAAACCAGAUAUCUAACCUAAAGUACAUGGAGCAACUGGAUCUCUCCAUGAACCAUUUGUCUGGAAAAAUCCCGGCAUCAUUCACAGGUCUUAAUUUCUUAUCAAGUUUCAAUGUCUCAUACAAUAAUCUUGGAGGACCAAUACCAUCUAGCACUCAACUCCAAAGUUUCAAUGCUUCUGCAUUUAAGGGGAAUCAACUUUGUGGUGCCCCACUUCCAAAUAAGUGUCAGACAACAGAGGAUGCUGAUGCACCUGAUAUGAGCACCCCAGAUGUAGACACCAAGGAGCAUCAAAGUCCAUGGUUUUAUGUUUCUGUUGCACUUGGGUACAUUACAGGAUUUUGGGGAGUCUGUUGUCCCUUGGUGCUUAUGAGAAAGUGGAGGUAUGCAUAUUACCAUUUCCUAGACAAUGUACAAGACAGCUUCCAUGUGAUGAUAGCAAAGUGUAUGGCAAGCAUGAGGAGAAAGUUUGUUUAGAAGUUAGAUAGUAGACAUAGUACUCUACUACUCUUAUUGUAAUAAUCGUAAUAAAACAUUCCCACAAAUUUUCAUUGACAAGCAUGAAAUUUUCAUAUGCAUUUACUUAUAAUUCAUACGGUGUAGAUCAGUGCCUGUAGUUGGCACACAGAGGAAAUAACAAUACAUUGUUUCUUUUUGUGGCAACUAACAAGAAAUUCAUACACAUAUAUUUGCUUCUGUAGGCCACUUGUGCGGAGAGAACUUGAGAGCAACAAGCAUAGAAUUCUUGCAACAGAUAGAAACAUAUGCACACUUUAUUCUUCUUCCAAUGCCAACUCCAUUUUAGUU
This is a messenger RNA of Rosa chinensis, 1362 nucleotides long. RefSeq names its product receptor-like protein 2. Gene Ontology annotation, molecular function: protein binding. The coding region runs from base 325 to 1032 and encodes 235 amino acids. The transcript has 2 exons. The record is from RefSeq and is a predicted model, not a curated record. NCBI's taxonomy places the organism in Eukaryota, Viridiplantae, Streptophyta, Magnoliopsida, Rosales, Rosaceae.